AUGAACGAGCUUGAGCCAUCUGCCACAGAUCUCAAGACCAAAGAUUCGCUCCACGUAGAAGAAUCUCGUGUAUUGCAGGAAAGGACCAUUGGCGUGUUCGGGGCUGUUUCGCUCAUUGUGAACAAGAUCGUAGGCGCAGGAAUCUUCUCUACCCCCGCGACGAUAUUCAAGCACAGUGGCAGUGUCGGCAUGACUUUAAUAAUUUGGGCAAUUGGAGGCCUGAUCUCAACCUGUGGUGCGCUGAUUAUGCUAGAGCUGGGUACAAGCAUGCCCCGAACAGGUGGAAUGAAAGUGUAUCUCGAGCGAGCCUUUUCGCCCAAGUUACUUGUCACAUGCGUCUAUCUGUUCUACUGUGUGUUUCUUCAGGUAUCCGCAAGCAACGCCAUAACAACAUCCUCCUACCUGCUCCAAGCAGCUGCUGUUACCUCUACGACCUGGCGAUUGCGUGGGUUGGCCAUCGCCGCAUCCGCAUUUGCUGUUGGGAUCCAUACGGUAUGGCCACAGGGCGGACGAAGGCUACAGGAUGUACUGAGCGCCGUCAAACUUUUCAUACUAUUGUUUAUUGUCUGUUCUGGAUUUGCGGCCCUGGCAGGUCAUCGUCAUGUGUCUGAUCCGCACAAUUUCAGCUUCUCGACCUCCUUUCAGGGCACCUCUAAGAGCGGAUAUAGUAUCGGCACGGCUUUGUUGAAUGCGAUCUUUGCCUUCCACGGCUACGAUAACGUCAACACGGUUCUUUCCGAAGUGAAGAAUCCGGCCAAAACCCUUCGCAUUGCCCUACCCACCGCGAUGGGCCUGAUUACCGUGCUCUAUAUCCUCGCCAAUAUCGCAUACUUCGCUGCUGUCCCUAAAAGCCAGUUCCUCGACUCGGACGUCACGAUUGCCGCGUCUAUGUUCAAGAACGUCUUCGGAGAAUCGGCUGCCACCAAGGCCCUCCCAGCUCUGGUGGCUAUAUCCGCCCUAGGCCAUCUCCUAGGCAUCGCCUUCACCGUUCCUCGCGUGAUCCAGGAACUCGGCAAAGAUGGCAUCUCCCCCUUCCCAAGCAUUAUCAUGCAGAACCGGCCUUUCCGCACUCCCAUAGUCGCGCUGUUUGUCCACCUAGCGGUAACAAUUAUUUUUAUCUGCGCACCGCCGGCCGGGGAAGCAUUUAAUUUCGUUGUGAAGCUGUCAUCAUACCCAUCAACCGUGUUACUGACGGCCACGACAAUCGGGCUCGUUAAGCUGCGUUUGGACAAAGGCAAAGGAUUCUGCCCACCGUUUUCUGUGCCUUGGCCUGUUAUUGGAUUUUAUCUAGCGGGUAGCCUGUUCCUAAUCGUCAUGCCGUUCGUACCUCCGUCCGCAAAUAAAGCCGACGGGCAAAUUCCUUAUUGGCUUUCGCCUGUUGUGUCGCUUGCUAUCUUGGCGCUGGGCAUUGUGUAUUACGAGCUGAUAUUUGUCCUGCUACCCUGGGUGCUGCGAUAUCAGCUUUAUCCUGUUGCAGUCGAACUAAGCGAUGGGUCGCGAGUCACGCGUUACAGGAAGGGAUUCUGA
This is a messenger RNA of Aspergillus chevalieri, 1527 nucleotides long. RefSeq lists its product as uncharacterized. Gene Ontology annotation, molecular function: L-amino acid transmembrane transporter activity. The record is from RefSeq and is a predicted model, not a curated record. The coding region runs from base 1 to 1527 and encodes 508 amino acids. The transcript has 6 exons. Gene Ontology annotation, cellular component: membrane. Lineage: Eukaryota; Fungi; Ascomycota; Eurotiomycetes; Eurotiales; Aspergillaceae. Gene Ontology annotation, biological process: amino acid transmembrane transport.